AUGUUGUCCCACGUCGAGAUGGCCCCCGCGGCCGGUGGGUUCAAGCUCUUCGGCAAGGUCAUCACGCAGCUGUGCGCCGCCGAGAGCGCCCCGCCGGCGCAGGAGGCUGCUUCCGCGGCGGCGUCGAGGAGCACGGCCGCCUUCGCGCGGGAGAGGGACGAUCCGGACGAGCGCGACCAGCCGAUGGUGAAGCGGGAGGCGGCGGCGUCGGACCACGACUUCGUUGCGGACAAGCAGCAGCACUCCGCCGCCGGCGGCGGCGGCGGCGGCGGGCCGGCGGCGGCGGCCGAGAGCGACGACAGCAAAGGCCAGCAGCAGCAGCAGCACCCGCGCCCGCGGCAUCAUCAUCAUCAGCAGCAGCAGCAGCAUCAGGACACCGCGGAGGCGCGCGCCGCGGCGGCCGCGUCGUCGGCGCCGCCGCUGCCGUGCCCGCGGUGCCGGAGCCGCAACACCAAGUUCUGCUACUUCAACAACUACAACGUCAACCAGCCGCGCCACUUCUGCAAGGACUGCCACCGCUACUGGACCGCAGGCGGCGCGCUCCGCAACGUCCCCGUCGGCGCCGGCCGCCGCAAGAACCGGCCCCUCGGCCCCGCCGGCGCCGUCCCCGUCCCCGUGCCCGUGCCGGCCCACCACCACCUGCACCACGCUCAAGCGGCGGCGGGCUUCGUCCUCGGCUUCCCCGGCCAGCACCCUUCCUCCCCGACGUCGCCGUCACCGGCCGUCUACGGCGAGUGGUGGCCGGUCUGCCCCGACCGCCGGUUCUGA
This is a messenger RNA of Miscanthus lutarioriparius, 768 nucleotides long. Lineage: Eukaryota; Viridiplantae; Streptophyta; Magnoliopsida; Poales; Poaceae. The record is from the annotation of a GenBank genome assembly.